AUGACACCAGAGGCGAACGACGACACCGGAGGCCAGCUCUUCUUCUCCUCUUCCCUGUGUGCGGCCAAGCCUUCUUCUUCCCUGCGUGAGACACUUGAUUUUUCUCAAGUUAGGUCAGAACAGGAUGCUGCACUUCUAGAAGAUUCUAGACAAGCUACUAAGUCAGGAGAAAAGAUGAAUAGAGAACAGUAUAGAGCUCGCAGAAGGAAAAUUGGAGGAACAUACAAAUAUUAUUUCAAAUCCUACGUUGAAGUGGAUGGGCAAUAUGUGGAAGAAGGGUGGGUGGACAAAACUUGUAAAGUGUGCAAGAAAGAUACAAGGGGUGAGGCAAGACAAGUUGACAAGCUUGGGAGAUAUGUUCAUGUGGCUUGUUUGGAGAAAUCAAAAUUGGGAAACUUUUCACCAGGGAAAUUACUGUAUUCAACAUUUUAGUACAUUUGAUAUUAUCACCCUGUUUUUUUGUUAUUUCUUCUUACUUUUUGAGCUCUUUCCUCUAACAUCCUUGGUAAUUUCCCCUUUUUUGAUGUGAAUUUGUUCUAAUUUCAAUAUCAGAAUAUUGUAAAUUUUGUUUAGGGAAUAUAUAUAUAUAUGUCUUCUAGUUUUGAAAAUUUAAUGUAGUUACAAAUU
Messenger RNA from Humulus lupulus (European hop), 627 nucleotides. RefSeq lists its product as uncharacterized. The transcript is spliced from 3 exons. NCBI's taxonomy places the organism in Eukaryota, Viridiplantae, Streptophyta, Magnoliopsida, Rosales, Cannabaceae. Gene Ontology annotation, biological process: positive regulation of DNA-templated transcription; chloroplast organization. The record is from RefSeq and is a predicted model, not a curated record. Bases 1 to 432 code for a protein of 143 amino acids.